GACGUUUCCACCGGCUUCCAGCAGACGCAGACAACUCAGGGACUUCGUCGGCGAGGCGUCGUUGCGUCCAUUUGUGAAAAAUUCUCUUCUUUUCUCAAUGAAGGAAAGACGCCCUUGUCAGAAACUCUCCGUGAAAUCCGCCAUGGAUCCUAGUCCGAGUGUUAAGUGUAAAAUUGUGGUGGUGGGAGAUAGCCAGUGCGGGAAGACGGCGCUUCUUCACGUGUUUGCCAAGGACUGUUUUCCUGAGAGUUAUGUGCCCACUGUGUUUGAAAACUACACGGCCAGUUUUGAAAUCGACACACAAAGGAUUGAACUCAGCCUAUGGGACACUUCAGGGUCUCCAUACUAUGACAAUGUGAGGCCUCUUUCGUAUCCAGAUUCUGACGCCGUACUCAUCUGCUUUGACAUCAGUCGACCCGAAACGCUGGACAGCGUACUGAAAAAGUGGAAAGGGGAGAUCCUGGAGUUUUGCCCCAACACCAAGAUCCUCUUAGUUGGCUGUAAAUCAGACCUGCGUACUGACCUGAACACGCUAGUCGAACUCUCCAACCAUCGGCAGACACCCGUGUCCUAUGAUCAGGGUUCCAGCAUGGCCAAGCAGAUCUCGGCGCCGUACAUCGAGUGCUCGUCUCAGCAAUCCGAGAACAGCGUGCGGGACAUUUUCCACGUGGCCACGCUGGCCUGCGUCAACAAAAACGGUAAAAAUGUCAAGCGCAGCAAAACCGCCCGAGCCAGCAAGAGGAUUUCGCAUAUGCCCGGCAGGCCCGACCUGGCGGCCGUAGCAUCGGACAUCCGAAAGGACAAAGCCAGAAGUUGCUGUGUCAUGUGACUGAUGGGGAAUUGGGGACUGAGAAAGCUCCAAUUCAUAUACUAUUUCCUGGAAUACCCUGCUCCAAAGACUAGCGCCACCUGCUCAGGAAGUGAGUUACUUCCUGCUUCCUGCGGAAGAACAAAGCAGACGCAGGCCACGCCCACAGGAACUAAGCUGGAGGAAUGAUGUCAUUUGUAAAAACAUUGGACAUUGGUGGGGUUACGACCAAAACGCAGUCCCUGUGCUUUAAUUGUCUGUCGAGCCCUGGCGAGCAUUUGUCCUAUCGACAAUAUGUGCUGUAAUGUAAGUCAGUUGUGUGUAAUUGUCACGUCCCAUGAGUUGUUACAAAAACUGCAUGUCUGUGCUAAGGCUUAAAGGAAUAUUUGGUAAAAUGAAGACACAAUUAGCGAUCCCUUUUUUUUAUGGUUCAUUUCAAAAUUGGAGGACAUUUUGGCUUUAAAAUUCAUGAAAAAGAAGAUUUUUAGGAAUUUCUGCUAAGUGCGCGUCAGUAAUAGUUCAUAAACUAUCAAAGGCUUGAUUAGUUCAUCUUACAGAACAUUUUUAGGACAGGAUUUAUUUGAUAUUUACAAUACUUGGUAGUAGCAUCAUCUUAGUAACAGGGUUGUUGGUAACAGGGUUGUAAAUCUGUACAAAUGUUUGCUUUUUCUCAGGAUUAGAAGCAAGCUUUUUGCUAGCCGUUAUGGUGGGCAAAGUGGAGAAACACGCGUAUGUAAAAAUAGUUUUCAAAUCUGGACUCAUGUUAGCCUUUUCUCAGGUAUAGAAGGCAGCUGUUUAGCUAGCAAUUCAUUUAUGAAUAGGUAGAGAAAAAAAUACAAAAUAAUAAUAAGGUAAUUUUCUAACGUUGAUCAUAAUAGUACUGUAGUUCAUCAAUCAAUCAAUGCUAACCAGAGGUGUGUAGAGUAGCCAAAAACUUUACACAAGUAAGAUUAGUGUUACUUCUAAAUAAUAUUAGUCAAGUAAAAGUAGUCAUCCAAAAAAAAAUAAAAAUAGUAACACUGUGAGUAACUGCUUACAAUGUCUGUUUUGUUAAAUAAUUUAGUUAUUUUUUUUUUUUUCUUAGCACAAGUUUAUCUAUAUGAACGGUUAUUUUUGCCUGGCAAGGCCAGACUGUUCUCACUGUAUUUUUCAAACACUGAGAGAAAAGUCUGGGACCCAGCCCAUUAAUGGCCUCGCGAGCAGGUACAAAAUCAAUCGACAAAUCAGAUUCAUUUAUUUGCGUGGUGUUUUUCAUGAGCAACGUCACUCUUGGGCGUCUGAAGUCGUCUCCACAACAACACAGAUGGUGAACAGGAGAGCCGAGAAUAUGUUCCAAUCCACGGUAAAAUCAGUUUUAAAUUACCAAAAACACAUCGACACGAGUCAUUGACAACAAUCUGUCUCGCGCUAGCCAUGUUGAAUAAACUCCGCUCUCCUAGUAUGUUUCCUUUUGCGCGCAAGUCCCUCGUCCUGUCCUCAUCGUUUUACUAACGUCACGUCUGCCCGUCGCUGAUUGGUCCACUCCGCUGUGGCUUGCUCCGCCCUGGAAAUUGUAUCUGCCGAAUGGUGGCCAGACUCAAUAGCUGGAACAGCGGUGAGUCUGGUGUACCAGGCAAUAUUUUUAUACGAGUGGUCCCUAACCUUUUAGGCACUGUGAACCGGUGUGAUAUGGGCCUUUUUUUUUCAUGGACCGGCAAUGUGAGGCAGAAAAUGACAGUAAAUAUAAAAUAACACAACGAGGCUAAAGCGGACGUUCAGGAUUUUUGACAUUAGGCUUAAUCUUCGAGUUAGCUGGGGUUUAGUGAGUUGGUGGAGUUGAUUUCAACAAUUUCUGUUUCGUUUGUAAGCUAUUUGUUGGUUUCAGUGCUCUGGAGUGGCUAAGCUAGCGCCAGUCAAUGGCACCAUUAUAGCAUGCCAAUAAAAAAAAGGUUACAGUUUAGGGCUGCAGCUAUCGAUUAUUUUAGUAGUCGAUUAAUCGAUGAACUAGUUAGUUCGAAUAAUUGAGUAAUCUGAUUAGGAACAUGAAAAAUUUAAAUACCUGGGAUGAGCCUCAAACGUUAUAAUAAAAUAAAUGAGGAUCUACGUACAGCUAAAGAACAAUUGGCUAACUUAACGAGCAAAAUUUCGCUAGCUUAAAUGCUAUAAAAUGUUUUUUGUUUUUUUUUUUAACAAUGCUCUCAAGUGGUUCAGACUCAUAUUCCCACAAAAAAUGACUAAAUAUUCCUAUAAACUAAAAUACGAAUGCAUUAAAAAAACAUUAGCCCAAACAAAAACUUAGCUUACGUUGGUCUUAACAGGGAGCAGUUGGAUUCAGCCAUGUGAAAUGAGGCAGACCAGAGGUCAGUGUAUCUACCCAAAUCAAUAAAACUAAAUGUAAACACUUUCAAAAUAAACCAUUACAACGCCACUUUAUUUAAACAAAUACUCAAAGCAACAAAAUUUAAUUCGAAUAUUUUUUUCUAAUCGAAUAAUCGUUGUAGCACUAAUAAAGAUCUACAAACCGAUCCAACAUAGUCAAAUAAUAGCUUAGCCACUCCGGCGCCCUGAAACUAAGAAAUAACUUGCAAACGAAACGGAAUUUGUUGAAAUCAACUCCACCAACUAACUAAACCCCUGCUAACUCGAAGAUUGAGCCUAAUGUCAAAAAUCCGGAACUUCUGCUUAAGAGCAAACAUUAAGUGCAAGAAAAAUGUAACUCACUGUACACUGAAUCAACAUUUUUUAACAGCUGCCUCUCAUAGAACUUGACGGCAAAUAUCUUGAUCGCAGGCAUAUUGAGUUCGUCUUUCUUGACUUUAGAAAUAUGGUUCGCCACGAGAUCUGAUGCCCUCAGAGCAUUCGCUUUUGUUGCCUCGUUUGCUAACUUUUAGCCACAAAUUAUGCAGAAUGGACUUGGCUGUAGGCUCCUCUUCUGGCUCAGCAGUUCCACUAGUAAUAAUUCAUAUUUGAAGUCUUAUGUUAAAACAAAUGUUCCGGCAGUUACAAGAGACACCAAUGAAACAAAUCAUACCAAAGAAAUUUUUCAAUUUCAGUUUUAUUUGAGAUUGUUUUUGAUCAUGACAACAAAAUAAUGGCAUUUUAAUUGAUACUCCAGACUUCUUUCUAAUUUUAAAAUUAUAUCCAAGCAUUUUUUUU
Molecule: messenger RNA, 3943 nt
Organism: Corythoichthys intestinalis (scribbled pipefish)
Lineage: Eukaryota; Metazoa; Chordata; Actinopteri; Syngnathiformes; Syngnathidae
Gene: rnd3a
Product: Rho family GTPase 3a
Exons: 5
Coding region: 98-829 (243 amino acids)
Biological process (GO): small GTPase-mediated signal transduction
Cellular component (GO): cytosol
Molecular function (GO): GTPase activity; GTP binding; protein kinase binding
Source: RefSeq, a predicted model, not a curated record